Messenger RNA from Symbiodinium pilosum, 366 nucleotides. The record is from the annotation of a GenBank genome assembly. Lineage: Eukaryota; Dinophyceae; Suessiales; Symbiodiniaceae.
AUGGGGAACAUACCGAUAUGUUGUGCCGAAGAAAAAUCACCAGAUGCGGAGCAUGAGACCAUGGUGGCAGAGGUGGCAAUCCGUGAGGAUCCCGGAUUCAGCGCUGCUCCGCUUGUGAUCACGUUCCUGCUUCCAGAUGGCAGAAGCACGAGAGAUGUAUGGUUCUACGAAAGCCCGCUUGGAUUGGACUUCAGCAUGCGUUUGCCGAUGAAGGUGAAGGCGGUGAAGCCUGGCUUCAUUGGUGAGCACAGCAAGGUUCAAGUUGGCUGGACCAUCCUGAGAAUUGAUGGCAGACCAGUGCCUGGCAGCUUCGAUGCGACGCUGAUGAUGCUGCAGAUGCGGCUGCAAGGGAUGAGGCGCCACUAG